Sparassis crispa is the source of this 1266-nucleotide messenger RNA. RefSeq lists its product as hypothetical. The record is from RefSeq and is a predicted model, not a curated record. The coding region runs from base 1 to 1266 and encodes 421 amino acids. The transcript has 2 exons. NCBI's taxonomy places the organism in Eukaryota, Fungi, Basidiomycota, Agaricomycetes, Polyporales, Sparassidaceae.
AUGUCGCACGGUCCUUAUGGAACAUGGUCGCCCCAAGGGGUCAAAAGUGAAGCCACCCAAGGCUCGCAGCAGUUCUCCAACGCUCCUGAAGCAUCGAGCUCAUCCAGAAGAGCUGGACCCGGUGGUGCUCAGCAGUACGGUUAUACCGAAGGUUAUCCGCAGACCGGGUCGUACCGACGUUUCACUGAGCGUGGGAAUGUGAGACCGCCGUCCACCAGUCCGACGUCAAGCUUGUCGGGCGCCAUGGGCGACGCACAUAUUUCUUCGCAGUAUCAGUCCUCGUCGAGUAUGGCAUGGGCCCCAUCAUCGCAUGCCAUGGGAGACUAUGUCAUGAUUCCUGACCAAGAAGGAAACAUGCAGCCGUACCUUGCUAGUCCACCCACGUCUGUCCCGUCUGCAAGUCCCUCGGGUGCUUUCGCUUUGAGCCAGCAAUAUUCUACAUAUUCUAAUAUUCCAUCCGGGACGAUGUCUUCACCCGCUGGCGUACCCUCCCCGGUAUACGCUGAACCAUUCGCUUACCAACAGUCCCAAGCUCGGUCUGUCAUGCAGGCCUCGCCCAACAUGUCUUCCAUGACACCCUCUCCCGUCGACGUUCCUAUGUCCGCAGCGACUGUGCCAAUCAGCCGUUCAUCCCGUUCAGCCCAAGAGAAAAGACUGGAAGACGAAGUCCGUCGUCUCCAGCAGAAAGUUCACGAGCUCGAGCUCAUCAACGAAUCGGCGCGCCAGCGCAUGAAGGAGCUCGAGCGCGAAGCCUCUCGGGGCGGAUACAGAGCCGGUGGGUCGUCUUCCGCCGCCAGCGCUCUCCCUUCCCCUGUCCAAACACCGACCCUUCCGCCGGGCAUGCAGGAGAACUGGCGCGCCCGCACGGACGCGCGUACCAAGAUAUUCUGCUCGUUGAACCGGGCAGGCAACGCGCUGUGCGCGUGGCACGACUCUCGGCGCGAGCGCAGGGCAUUCCCGCCCCGCAUGGCUCCUCCGGGACACCUGAACUGUGGCUGCACCUUCGACGAGGCUCUGUUCGAGGAGAGCCUCGCGCGCCACGGCGUGGGCAGCUACCACCCCGGAGAGAACGUGCGCAUGGAUCCCGCCCUGCGGAACCCUCUGUUGAGACUCCUGCAGCAGAGGUACGGCUAUCAAGAUGGGGAUUUUGAGAGGGACCCCGCUACCGGUAGAUGGGUUGACGGGGAGGGCGCCGCUCAUUGGGAAGCCAAGCUUGCAGCGGGUGCGGCAAGCACCAAGAAAACUCGAGGAGACGAACGCCGCUAA